GUGGCGCCGUUUGAUGACGACACGGUCAUUGACAGCGCGAGGCGGCGGUGGUGGCUGCUACCAUGGUGGCUGGCGGCCGGGUAAGGGUCCGACUUGCUCUCCUGCCCGGCCAGAGCGCUUUCGGGGGCCGCGGGGAGGUCAGGAGUUUUUCAGCCAGGGCGACGGGUGUGCUGUCUGCAGUGUUAUGAGACGGAGGUGCAGUAUGUCUAGACUGGGGGUCCUGGGCGGUGCCCGCGCCAGGCUGGGACUGUUCCUGGGCACCGCCGCCGGCCUUGGAUUCCUGUGCGUCCUUUACAGCCAGCGAUGGAAACGGACCCAGCGUCAUGGCCGGAGCCAGAGCCUGCCCAACUCUCUGGAUUACACGCAGACUUCAGAGCCCGAGCGCCAAGUGAUGCUGAUGCGGGCUGCCCCAGAUGAGGCUGGAGAUGCUGCGAUGCUGCCCAGUCUUCCCCAGGAAGGGCAGGAGAAGGUGCUGAACCGCCUGGACUUCGUGCUGUCCAGUCUUGUGGCACUGCGGCGGGAGGUGGCAGAGCUGAGGAGCAGCCUGCAAGGGCUUGCUGGGGAGAUUGUUGGGGAGGUCCGAUCCCACGUGGAAGAGAACCAGAGAAUGGCUCGGCGGCGCAGAUUCCCCUUUGCCCGGGAGAGGAGUGACUCCACGGGUUCCAGCUCUGUCUACUUCACGGCCUCCUCAGGAGCCGCGCUCACAGAUGCAGAGAGUGAAGGGGGUUAUACAACAGCCAAUGCUGAGUCUGACUAUGAGCGGGACUCUGACAAGGAGAGUGAGGAUGGGGAAGAUGAAGUGAGCUGUGAGACUGUGAAGAUGGGGAGAAAGGAUUCCCUGGACCUGGAGGUGGAGGCAACUUCGGGUCUGGAGGCUGGAGGUUCCUCGGGCUUGGAGGAUGUGCUGCCCCUCCUGCAGCAGGUGGACCAACUGCACCAGGGCGAUGAGCGGAGCAGGCAGGAGGGCUUCCAGCUGCUGCUUAACAACAAGCUGGCGUAUGGAAACCGGCAGGACUUUCUCUGGCGCCUGGCCCGGGCCUACAGUGACAUGUGUGAACUCACCGAGGAGGCAAGCGACAAGAAGUCAUAUGCCCUAAAUGGAAAAGAAGAAGCAGAGGCUGCUCUGGAGAAGGGGGAUGAGAGUGCCGAAUGUCACCAGUGGUAUGCAGUGCUUUGUGGUCAGCUGGCUGAGCAUGAGGGCAUCCAGAGGCGCCUCCAGAGUGGCUUUAGCUUCAAGGAGCAUGUAGAGAAAGCCAUUGCUCUGCAGCCAGAAAACGCCAUGGCUCACUUUCUUCUUGGCAGGUGGUGCUACCAGGUCUCUCACCUGACCUGGCUAGAAAAAAAAACUGCUACAGCCUUGCUUGACAGUCCUCUCAGUGCCACUGUGGAAGAUGCCCUCCAGAGCUUCCUGAAGGCUGAAGAACUACAGCCAGGAUUUUCCAAAGCAGGAAGGGUAUAUAUUUCCAAGUGCUACAGAGAACUAGGGAAAAACUCUGAAGCUACAUGGUGGAUGAAGUUAGCCCUGGAGAUGCCAGAUGUCACAAAGGAGGAUUUGGCUCUCCAGAAGGAUCUGGAAGAAUUGGAAGUACUUUUAGAAGAAUAAUCACAUUUCAGUGGCUUCCAUGACUUAACUGAAACCACUGCUUAAGGGUGGGGGCAAAUCAAGGUUUUUUUUCCUCAGACCCUCCUGAGAUCAGGAAACCAAGCAAGUCUGGUUUAGAGCCUGACUCCUGGGUUUGAUUGCUAUCCAGUACUAUUCCCCAACUUCUUUCUUGUCUGUUGUCCAUCAGUUUAAUCUCUUACUUAAUCUAAAAUUGGGGAAGUUUUUGUGGCCUGGAUUUGUGUUGUUUUCCCCCUUAAAUGAUUUCUUAAAAAAAUCAAGACUAGUCUAGCUCCUGCCCUAGGGUUAAGUGUGGGGGGAAGCCCUGAAGCCUGCUGGAGAUGAGAGGAUGAAGUAGCAGCACUGCCUUUGCAAUGCUGGUGAGAUGGAUGAACUUCAAAAAGCUACAUGAACAAAGCACAGAACGUGUCACUUUAAUCUUUUUCACUAAUAUUCAACAUGUAUGUGUGUAGAUAUAUAUCUCUCCACACACACAUACACACAUAGUCCUAAAAUCACACCCUACCUACUUACCAGGGUAAAAGGAGGGGUCAGAGCAGCCCAAAGAUGUUGCCCUCUUACCACUUAUCGUGUGGAUUCUACUUGUAUUCCUGGAGGGACUGGAUCAGUUGACUUCCAGAGUCCUAGCAGCUUUUGGAAUGACAGCAGUGGUAUGGGAUUUGUGAUGCUACAAAAGACGCCUGAAGAGUUGUCUGGAAUAUAUUUUGGUACAAACGUGAAAUAAAGUUGAUCAGAAGUGAU
Carlito syrichta (Philippine tarsier) is the source of this 2362-nucleotide messenger RNA. It is a transcript of the gene RMDN3, whose product is annotated as regulator of microtubule dynamics 3. The transcript has 13 exons. Lineage: Eukaryota; Metazoa; Chordata; Mammalia; Primates; Tarsiidae. Gene Ontology annotation, molecular function: microtubule binding. Bases 14 to 1603 code for a protein of 529 amino acids. The record is from RefSeq and is a predicted model, not a curated record. Gene Ontology annotation, cellular component: mitotic spindle pole; spindle microtubule; cytoplasm.